CCAGUCUGUUUCUGAGAGUCCGGCACAUCGCACACGCCACCGCAUGGACAUAAGCAACGCAAAAUGACUAAACAAACAGCACCGGAAUGGGUGAAUAAACAGCUUUUUAAUGGUUUGCUGGAACAGACCCACGACAAUUUCAAGGCAAUAAUUAAAUUCGCCACCAAAGCGGCCAUCAGUGAGGGGGAAAACUACCUAACGAUCGUGCUGCGUAUUCAAAUAGGAAUGCAACUGAAAGAUGAUAGCGAAAAGGAGGUCAGCUAUAUACUCAAGAUACCGCUAGUCAACGGGAGUGGGGAUGAUCAUGAGUUUCACGACUUGUUCGUUGCGGAGUUUCAGAUGUAUGAUCGUGUAAUACCGGAACUGGAGACACUCUAUGCGGCAAAUAGCUCACUCUCACCCAGCUUUAAGCCAUUGCAUUUAAAGUUCCCCGAAAUGACAACAAAAUGUGACUAUAUCCUCUUGGAAGAUCUGCGCAAGAGAGGCUACCAUAAUGCUGAGCGGACAGUGGGUCUGUCGCAGCUCGAAGUUGAGGCAGUGCUCAAGAAGUUGGCACAGUGGCAUGCAGCCUCUGCCAAGAGAGUCACCGAUUUGGGUGAAUACGAACAGGGCCUCAGGGAGAGCUACUUUACGCCCGACCACCUGAAGUUGAUUGAAGGAUUCAACAUGAGUUUCACUGUUCCUUUUCUGGAAUGCAUGCAGAAAUAUGGUCUGGAUCCGGGACAACUUCUCCUGAUAAGCGACUACACAUCCCGCCUGACAGAUCUAUACAUGGAGUUUGGGGCCAACGAUCCUCAAGAGCUGAAUGUGUUAAAUCAUGGGGAUUUUUGGUGCAACAAUUUCAUGUUCAAGUACAAAGAGUCUGGGGAGGUAGAGGAUGUCUGCUUCCUGGACUUUCAGCUGCCAAAAUACGGCACACCCGCACAGGACCUGUUCUGUCUGCUCAUGACCUCCCCAAAGUUCGACAUCAAACUAAAGAAGUUUGACUAUUUUAUAGAGUAUUAUCACCGGCAGCUGGUGGAGCAGCUAGCGCUGCUCAAGUACAACCAAAAUGCACCCACAUUGUCGCAGCUUCGAGCAAAUCUACACAAAAACAGCCUAUGGGCAUUCAUAUGUGCCCAGCGGAUGCUGCCCAUAGUACUGAUGCCUCCCGACGUGGGCUCCAAUAUUGGCAAUGUCAUGGGUGACUCGGAGGAGGCGUCUGCAUUCAAGCGCAAGAUGUUUCAGUCGCCAGCCUACGUGCUGCAAAUCAGAGCCAUUUUGCCCUGGCUUAUUGAACACGCAUAUAUAAGAUGAGCAGGUGACUGCAAUGGCAAACAGGUUUCGACCCGACCCCUCUCGAAGUAUUUAAAAUAUUAUAAUAAAUUUCAUUAGGCACAAGGCAAGCCCCCAAUCAAUUGUUUCCUACGGGGAUCGCUUAUUGAUAAGCCCAAUCCCAUUCAUAAUAUGAUGAUGAAAAUAUCCCACAAAUGGUUUGAGAAAGCUUUUAUUAUUGAGAGAAAUGAUUAAAUUGAAUUUCUUAAGCUUUUCGAGCCAAUAGGAGAGAGGAGAGCGAGCGAGCAGAUCGAGAGAAAGCUCUGUCUAUCUGCGACUUGUUUUUUGUGUCUAUGAUAUGUAGCUAGAAGCACCCAUAAUUACCAAAGCUCUAGAACUACGAACAUAAAGCUGAAUAUAAAACUAUCAGCUUCGCUUCGACUGGCGCCAGUCCACAAAACCGUGUCCAACCAGGCGUAUACUUUAUUUGCGAGCGUGUAAAUUGCUGAACGAAUUAUCAAUUAUCAA
This is a messenger RNA of Drosophila obscura, 1782 nucleotides long. RefSeq lists its product as uncharacterized. The transcript is spliced from 5 exons. NCBI's taxonomy places the organism in Eukaryota, Metazoa, Arthropoda, Insecta, Diptera, Drosophilidae. The record is from RefSeq and is a predicted model, not a curated record. The coding region runs from base 64 to 1296 and encodes 410 amino acids.